AUAUUGAGUGAUUGUUGAAACCCGGCCCGAAAUGCACCAGCUAUUGGGUACGCGAAGGCCGGCUGUGGAGUGAACGCAGGCCAUUUCAAUUAUUUUCUUGGUUGGGCUGUACAUAAUACUCUGACAGCUACCUAUAAUCAGCAUAGGUCCUUCAGAGCUAUAGUAAUGAUGUUAAUGUGGCCGUGCUUGUCAUAAAAUUAUCCAUUUGACAAAGGGUUGUGGCACAAGAACAUUGUUAGCAGUCUCGGCUUGGAUCUUCAAUUUGGCGAUAUGGGAAACGUGGGUAGUUGUGAAUAUAAACAACCAGAACCGGUCUACGUCUCCGCUGUUUUCACCGGAGUCCUGACAGGAACAGACGACCCUCAACAUGUCCCAUUCGACCGUGUCCUUACCCAAUACCCUUCUGGCGCCUGGAAUCCUGACGCCUUUGAGUUUGUUUGCCCAAAGGCCGGCGUCUACCUGUUCAGCUUUUCGGUGCGGCCAGAGUUCGAGCACGCGGCCGCGCUGCACCUGAUGCGCGGCAACGAGCCUGUCGUCAGUAUCUUCGCCGAUAAGAACGACGGCAACGCCGGCACAUCGUCUCAGAGCACCAUGAUGGAUCUGAAAGUGGGCGAGCGGAUCUGGAUACGUCUAGACGAUGGACACAACGUAGGGAUCAGGAGUCAUCCCAAGUCGCCCUCUGCGACAUUCAAUGCUCUCUUGGUUCAUCCAGAUAAAUCCGCUUAGGAUUUACACUGAUCUCUGACGUGCUGAAACUGUCUUUUUAUUUUCGCUUCGGAGGCACAAAAAGUAUCUGCAUGUGGCAUGGACGUGUUUCUGCGUGCUUAUAGCCUUUUCUGACUGAUCUGAAUUCGAUCUCAAUAGACGACUGCUCUUUACCCGCACUAAUACCUACGGCCGCUUGCCAGUUGGAUCUUCCGUGAUGUUUGUGUCAUCAAGUUAAUAUUUGAACAGGAAGGUCAUUGAACACUGACGGUCACUCGAUCAGUACGAAAUCUAAAAGGGCAAAACCGUUAUUAAAUAGAACUCAAAGUUCUUUAUUUAUGUCAACGAUACUAUCUUUGUCAAAAUUCGUGCUUUAGAAAUACUGGCAAAAUAAAUAACGCUCUGGCUUAGCUUUUGUGGCUAAACAGACGAUAUAGUAGUUCCGCGUGAUGAGAGGAUGGGUUAACGGGGAGUCUACAUUGAAGUGAAGUCUACAUUGAAGUGAAGUCUACAUUGAAGUCUUAACAAAGGUGAGCGCACCACCCACAGAAUUUGCCGUGGGAGAAGAUGUACAACAAUUUCUUCCGCCAGGAGUUCGUGUCAGACUAUGACGGCACCCCACAGAAAUAAUUAUGGAAGUGAUCUAACAGAAGAAUGAUCACCUCACUGGAUUUCAUCGCUCUGUACAUUAACAAAUAUGUUUAAAGGCGCUGUUUAAAUAAAAUAAUGAAUAAAACUCUUUCCAGCCAAGACAACGAAAA
This is a messenger RNA of Acanthaster planci (crown-of-thorns starfish), 1466 nucleotides long. RefSeq names its product complement C1q tumor necrosis factor-related protein 4-like. Gene Ontology annotation, molecular function: protein binding. The record is from RefSeq and is a predicted model, not a curated record. Lineage: Eukaryota; Metazoa; Echinodermata; Asteroidea; Valvatida; Acanthasteridae.